CUUAAACGAUCUGGCGUCCCUCACGACAUUGUUAGGAAGUGGGUUUUCCGGUAAUCAUAUAAAUACGGGGAGGCCCCAGGCUUUCUCUUCCUGGAGGUCACCACCACUUCAUGUUUCUCGUCAAGGAUACUCCUCUCCCUCGCUAAGGAUACUGAUAUAAUAUUGACAACAACAUCGAGAUUUUUAUUAAUAACCUGUACCUACCUUAUUCUAACCUAUACCAUUAAUGUAACCUCUGCCACUGUUGUCACCAUGCAACCUCUCAUGAUCCAGACCUCGCGCGGAGCUGCCCAGGGCGCUGCCGACAGUAACGGACCGACUGCAACUGCGCAUAGUGCCGAGAAAGCUCCAGCAAAGCAGGCUACAUCUCACGCCGAAGUGGUGCUGUCGGGCGGAAAUGGCGGCACCAUCCUCACCGAGCGUGACUGUCCCGAGGCUCUCGGCUUUGCAUUCUCGAACCGCAAAAAGUGGUUGACGUUGACCAUCAUCUUCCUCGUUCAAACAUCGAUGAACCUCAACGCAUCUCUGUACGCCAACGCCCAGAGCGGCAUCGCCCGCGAUUUGAAUGUGAGCCCACAAUCCGCCGUCAGCGGCGCGGCCGUCUUCUUGAUCACUUAUGCAUUCGGAUGCGAGCUCUGGGCUCCCUGGUCCGAGGAGUUCGGGCGGAAGCCGGUCCUCCAGUGUUCGCUGUUCCUCGUCAACCUGUGCUGCAUUCCCGUGGGCACUGGCUUCUACCACAAGUCGUUUUCCGGCGUGCUGGCUGGCCGGGCCCUCGGCGGCCUCUUCUCGGCCGGCGGCAGCGUCACGCUCGGCAUGGUGGCCGACAUGUUCGACACCGAGCACCAGGAGCACCCGCUCGCGUUCAUCGUGCUGUCGUCCGUGGGCGGCUCCAUCGUUGGCCCCAUCGUCGGCGGCUUCGUCGAGGACAACUGCCCGUGGCAGUGGGCUAUCUGGAUCCAGCUUCUCUUCGGCGCCUUCGUCCAGCUCCUCCACCUCCUCCUCGUCCCCGAGACCCGCGCCACCGUCCUCCUCGGCCGCCACGCUAAGAAGCUCCGCGCCUCCGGCGACAGGCCCGACGUCUACGGCCCCUCCGAGCUUAAGACCUGGCGCGAGUACCUCGUCCCGCGCGAGCUCGUCUCCCUCUGGCUCCGGCCCUUCCAUAUGUUUGCCACCGACCUAAUCGUCCUCGUCCUGUCUCUGCUCUCCGGGUUCAGCGACGCCCUCAUCUUUAUGCAGAUCCAGUCGCUUAGUCGCGUCUUCAAGCUCUACGGCUUCACCAACACUCAGAACGGAUUGGCCUUCAUCUCCAUCGGCCUCGCCUACCUGAUCGCGUACGCGCUGUACUUCCCGGUGAUCCGGCGCAACCGGGCGCUGCGGGCGCGGCAGCCGGCCGACGAGCGGGCGCAGUACGAGGCGCGGCUGUGGUGGCUGGUGUACACGGCGCCGCUGCUGCCGAUCGGGCUCGUGGUGUUCGGGUGCACGGGCAGCCCGGCGGUGGCGCACUGGGCCGUGCCCAUGCUCGGCUGCGUGCUCAUCGGCGUCGCCAACUACACCGUCUACAUGGCCACCAUCGACUACAUGGUCGCCGCCUACGGCCCCUACUCCGCCUCCGCCACCGGCGGCAACGGCUUCGCCCGCGACUUUCUCGCCGGCCUCCUCACCUGGGCCGCCCAGCCCUACUACGACGCCUUCACCCACGGCGGCCGCGACCCCGACCCCCACCGCGGCCUCGCUAUCGCCAACGGCGUCCUCGCCGCCAUCGCUCUCCUCCUCGUCGCCGCCACCUUCGCCGUCUACCGCACCGGCCCCUACCUCCGCCGCCACUCCCCCUUUGCCCAGUCCCUCGCCAGGGCCGCCGCGGCGGAGAACGCCUCCUCUCCCGUCCAGGGCCCACAGGAGGCGGAAGAGAUAAGGAGUUUCGCUGCCGAGCCGUCUGUUUCCCGCGUGGUAUAAAAGCUGUUAAGGUGAAGGGGCGGAUGUCUGUUUUUUCUUGUCUGGGGUCGGGUUGCCUUCGCGGCAAAGGUCAGUGAGGGGGGUUAGCUUUUCGCUUGUCUCGCGUCCGUUUCGUGGUAUCCUUAUUUGGCUAUGAUAUCCCUUAUGUACGUAGUAUUACCCAGGACCCUGAGGCUAGGACCCUGAUGCUGCUCUGCCACACGCUCCGUGUGACGUGUUCUGGCGGAUCUAAGCUCUCGAUCCUGUCGCCACCAUACCCAUAGGCUUCUUUGCUUCCUUUUCCACUUGUUCUGUUUUAGAUACUGUAUUUUAAGGCACUCUGAUGUUAUACAGAUACAUGUCCGCUCGCGCCGGCGGACUAGGAUGCCCACUACCACUCACAGUAUUACUAUACGG
Durotheca rogersii is the source of this 2349-nucleotide messenger RNA. Its product is annotated as major facilitator superfamily domain-containing protein. Bases 253 to 1953 code for a protein of 566 amino acids. NCBI's taxonomy places the organism in Eukaryota, Fungi, Ascomycota, Sordariomycetes, Xylariales, Xylariaceae. Gene Ontology annotation, biological process: transmembrane transport. Gene Ontology annotation, molecular function: transmembrane transporter activity. The transcript is spliced from 4 exons. The record is from RefSeq and is a predicted model, not a curated record.